AUGGACAGUACUCAGGUGCUGCUCGCGCUUCUGGACGUCCUGCAGCGCAUGACACGGCCGGAGAGCAGCAAUAGCAGCACACUACAGGGGCAGGCAGAAGCUCCGCCCAGCGUGGAAGACUUAUUCGCUUCGUCUGCCUCACCGGCUCUCUCCACUCCGACGAACGAGACAGUCACUUCGGUCAACGGAAACAGAAACGGAAACGCGUCGCCAAACAGCAACGGUGCUGUGGUUUCUACUACUACCACUACUACUGCUACUACUAUGGAUGUGGAGCAUGAACCUAGUAAAGUGCAGUUCCCGGCGUCACUACGAGAAACAGCUAGUCAAUUUGUGAAGAAAAAGCCCUUCGCGGAGGCAGACGUACAAGCUGUCUGCGUGCACCUCCGGAGGCUGAUCGACAGGUCUGCUUCGUCCGCGGACUCCGCCAAUAUUGUGUACAUGGGACCGGAGCUUGACAAGCUCACCACGCUCAUUAGACCCCUCGCACUCACUGAUGUACGGGUGGCGGUUUACAUGAGCUCCUUUAUCAGCAAUAUAGCUGCGCUGAGAGAUGUGAGAACGCAGGUCAGUGCAUCCCUUUUGUGGGACCUUGCAAUGGCGAUUGCACAGACGUACAUCGCCGAGCCCGGUGCCCUGCAGCUGGUGCUCAUGGCCAUGGCAAACCUGGCGCACCUGGAUGAGCUAAAGCUCACGCACGAGAGCUGUGAUGCGCUGUGUCGUCUUAUAUUCCCAAACUACACAGAGGUGAAGUUGAUUGAGGCUUGGAUCACGGUGUUGUGCAACGUUACUGCAAACCACCCCAAAACAGCUCAGGUGUUUGUGGAGCUUGGGCUGGUGGAGGUGCUGGAACGGCUCGUGCUGUACGUUGGUGAGGACGGCAAAGUGGCAAUCCGUGGCAUGCAGUGUCUUUCCAACUUGGCCGUCGGAUUUACGAACGGGCAUCCCGCGGCGUUGGAGACAUGA
This is a messenger RNA of Trypanosoma grayi, 966 nucleotides long. RefSeq lists its product as hypothetical. NCBI's taxonomy places the organism in Eukaryota, Euglenozoa, Kinetoplastea, Trypanosomatida, Trypanosomatidae. The coding region runs from base 1 to 966 and encodes 321 amino acids. The transcript has a single exon. The record is from RefSeq and is a predicted model, not a curated record.